Molecule: messenger RNA, 1685 nt
Organism: Tribolium madens (black flour beetle)
Lineage: Eukaryota; Metazoa; Arthropoda; Insecta; Coleoptera; Tenebrionidae
Product: protein I'm not dead yet-like
Exons: 5
Coding region: 52-1659 (535 amino acids)
Biological process (GO): citrate transport; monoatomic anion transmembrane transport
Cellular component (GO): membrane
Molecular function (GO): succinate transmembrane transporter activity; citrate transmembrane transporter activity
Source: RefSeq, a predicted model, not a curated record
AAAUCGAUUAGUUUGAAUUUUUGACAGUCCUGUCAAGUACAAAACUUCGCAAUGGCGGGGCCAACCCUCCAAGCCCUCAAAAUCUACUGGAAGAGUCUUUUCAUGAUACUCUACCCCAUUGCCCUCCUUCCAGUUUUCAUCAGCAACAACAUCGCUGAAAUGCGGUGUCUCUACGUGGUGUGUCUCAUGGCUGGUUUCUGGGUCUUCGAGAUUCUUCCCUCUGGAGUCACUGGUCUCUUCCCUAUCAUAUUCUUCCCCAUCAUGGGCAUCCUGGAUACUCGGACCACGACCAUGAGCUACUUCAAGGAGUCCAACAUGAUGUUCAUCGGCGGGUUGAUUAUUGCUCUUGCCAUAGAAUACUGUAAUCUGCAUACACGAAUUUCGCUACGUGCCAUCAAAAUGAUCGGUUGCAGUUAUCGUCGAUUGCAUUUCGGAUUGGUCACUUUGACCAUGUUGGUCUCUAUGUGGAUUUCAAAUACAGCAGCUACUGCGAUGAUGUUGCCCAUAAUUCAAGCUGUUCUUCAAGAACUAGAAGCUCAAGGUUUGGGUAAAAUGUAUGAAGGGGAACUUGAUGAAGAAGGCCAACUUGAUGAGUCUACUAAAAGGCCGACAAGGGUCACUAUGUGUUUUUAUAUUGGAACGGCGUACGCUGCCACUAUUGGAGGAUUGGGGUGCAUUGUGGGCAGUGGUACCAACCUGGUCCUGAAAGGCAUCUACGAAACCGAAUUUAAAAAAAGCAGUGGCGUUGAAUUCAACAAAUGGAUGGCUGCAAACGUCCCCCUUAUGUUGGCAGUAAUGUAUCCGACAUGGGUUUGGAUGCAAUUCUGGUUCAUGGGUUUAUGGCGUCCAAAUUCAGAAGACGCCAAAGCCAUAGAUGUGGGAAAAGAAGGCGAAAAAGUCACCAGACAAGUCCUAACCAAUAAACUGGCCGAAAUGGGUUUUUGUACCAUCCAUGAAGUUUUGGUAGGGAUUUUGUUCGUCAUUGCAGCCCUUUUAUGGUUUUUGAGACGGCCAGGGUUCAUGAAAGGGUGGCCCGAAUUAAUCACAAAAACAACGACGGGUGACGCCACGGCGGCCAUGAUUGUCGUUAUUCUUCUUUUUGUAAUCCCCGCCCGCUACGAUUGCUCGAGGGAGAUUUCACCAAAACUGAUCACGUGGCAAUACGUCCAGAAGAAAAUGCACUGGAGUUUGAUUUUUUUGAUGGGUGGGGGGUUUGCCAUCGCUGAUGGGAUGAAAGCAAGUGGGCUGGGCGUAAUGGUAGCGAAUGAGUUGAAUGCAGUGACCAAUUACCCCAGAUUGGUGAUAAUGGUUGUUGGGUGUUUGAUAGGUGCCGUUGUGACGCAAUUUACCAGCAAUGCUGCUGUAGCCAAUAUACUUCUUCCGAUUGUUGCGAGCCUUGCGCGAAAAGCUGAAAUUUAUCCAAUGUAUCUGAUGAUGCCUGUGAAUUUGUCGUGUUCAUUUGCUUUUUGUCUUCCAGUGGCGACGCCCCCGAAUGCCAUUGUCUCCAUGUCUUGUAAUUUGAGGACGACUGAAAUGAUUAAAGUUGGACUAUUUGUUGAAGUUAUCGCUUUUGUGAUGCUAUUGGUGAUUUUUCCGAAUCUAGGUUCGGUUGUAUGGGAUUUCAAUAGCUUCCCGGAUUGGGCACACAAAGAAAACUAAAUUUUCAAUAAAAAUUUUUUUAAUGA